Messenger RNA from Monoraphidium neglectum, 1020 nucleotides. RefSeq names its product catalase. The coding region runs from base 1 to 1020 and encodes 339 amino acids. Gene Ontology annotation, cellular component: cytoplasm. Gene Ontology annotation, biological process: response to hydrogen peroxide; hydrogen peroxide catabolic process. Lineage: Eukaryota; Viridiplantae; Chlorophyta; Chlorophyceae; Sphaeropleales; Selenastraceae. Gene Ontology annotation, molecular function: catalase activity; heme binding. The transcript has 9 exons. The record is from RefSeq and is a predicted model, not a curated record.
AUGGUGCACUCCCUCAAGCCCAACCCCAAGAGCCACAUCCAGGAGGGCUGGCGCAUCGCUGACUUCUUCAGCCACCACCCUGAGGCCCUGCACAUGUUCACGCACCUGCUGGAUGACAUCGGCGUGCCCCUCAACUACCGCCACAUGGAGGGCUUUGGCGUGCACACCUUCAAGCUCGUCAAUGCGGCGGGCAGGGAGACGCUCGUCAAGUUCCACUGGAAGCCCAAGUGCGGCGUGAAGAACCUGCUGGAGGACGAGGCCGUGGUGGUGGGCGGCACCAACCACAGCCACGCCACGCAGGACCUGUAUGAUGCCAUUGCCGCGGGUGACUACCCGGAGUGGGCCCUCAUGAUCCAGACCAUGGACCCUGCCGACCAGGACAAGUUUGACUUUGACCCCCUGGACGUGACCAAGAUCUGGCCCGAGGACAUCUUCCCUCUCCAGCCGGUUGGCCGCAUGGUGCUGAACCGCAACCCGGACAACUUCUUCAACGAGAACGAGCAGCUGGCCUUCUGCCCGGCCCUGGUGGUGCCCGGCAUCACCUACAGCGACGACAAGCUGCUGCAGACGCGCAUCUUCAGCUAUGCGGACACCCAGCGCCACCGCCUGGGCCCCAACUACCUGAUGAUCCCCGUCAACGCGCCCAAGUGCCCUGCGCGCAACAACCACCACGACGGGUUCAUGAACUUUGCCGCGCGCGACGAGGAGGUCAACUACUUCCCCUCGCGCUUCGACCCCGUGCGCCACGCGGCCCCGCACCCAAUCGCGCGCAACGUCGUGGCAGGCCGCCGCGAGCGCGCCAUCAUCGCCAAGGAGAACAACUUUAAGCAGCCGGGGGAGCGCUUCCGCGCCAUGCCGCGCGACAGGCAGGACAGGUUCAUCGGCCGCAUGGCUGACAUCCUGGCUGACAAGCGCUGCACCGCCGAGAUCCGCCGCAUCUGGAUCGGCUACUGGAGCCAGGCCGACGCCGGCCUGGGCCAGCGCCUUGCGCAGAAGCUGCAGGCCGCCGGCGCCAUGUAA